Zingiber officinale is the source of this 1196-nucleotide messenger RNA. RefSeq names its product heterogeneous nuclear ribonucleoprotein H2-like. The record is from RefSeq and is a predicted model, not a curated record. The transcript has 2 exons. Gene Ontology annotation, molecular function: RNA binding. The coding region runs from base 98 to 994 and encodes 298 amino acids. NCBI's taxonomy places the organism in Eukaryota, Viridiplantae, Streptophyta, Magnoliopsida, Zingiberales, Zingiberaceae. Gene Ontology annotation, cellular component: ribonucleoprotein complex.
CUAGGGUUCGAUAUCUCCUGUUGCACCGGCGGAGCGACGGCGUCUACGCGAUAUCUUGGUGAUUGAUUGAUCGCCGCGGCGGAAGAGUGCAGCAAACAUGUACGGGUCACGAGGGGCAAUGUUGGGAAGCGGGGGGUUUUCAGGCGGGUACGAUGGGACAAAGAGGCCGAGAAUGAUGGAGUCAAAUCCCUACUUCGCAGUGAACAGCAGCUUCGGCGGAGCGGAUGGAUACGAGGUUGGCUCGAAGAGGUUGCGGAUCGUGGAACCAUCCCCUUUCGUGCCGAUGGGAGGCAUCGGAAGCUCCUACCAACCCCACGACAGCAGUUUCAGCAGAGGGUUUAGCAGCAUUCCCCCCUUCCCUGUGGUCCGACUGAGAGGCCUUCCUUUCAACUGCACUGACUUGGAUAUCAUCAAAUUCUUCAUGGGUCUAGAUAUCGUGGAUUGCCUGCUGGUUAACAAGAAUGGGCGUUUCACAGGAGAUGCUUUUGUCGUCUUUCCAUCGCCCAUGCAGGCUGACUUUGCCUUGCGGAAGGAUAGGCAUAAUAUGGGCCACAGGUACAUUGAAGUUUUCCCGUGCAGCAAACAAGACUACUACCGGGCAGUGGCUGCAGAGGUUAACAGCGGUGGCUGGUCCUUAGAUGAUGAUUACUACAAAGAUGCACCGCCUGUUCAUGCGAGAAAGUCAUACGAAGACAAGGAUAAGUUGGAGAACGAGGUCCUGAAGCUCCGAGGUCUCCCCUACUCUGUGACCAAGUCUGAUAUCAUCGACUUCUUUGGGGAAUUUGAGCUGAGUGAGGACAAAGUGCACAUUGGCUAUCGUUUGGAUGGGAAAGCCACUGGUGAGGCCUUUGUGUUGUUUCCGUCUGAGGAUGUGGCAAGGAAGGCUAUGUCUAAGGAUAAGAUGACAAUUGGCUCAAGGUAUGUGGAACUUUUCCCGUCAACACACGAGGAGGCGAGGAGGGCUGGAUUUAGAUCUAAAGAGUUGAAUCUAUAGUAAUGUGUUCUUUUAGGCCUGGUAUUUCCUAUUCACUUGAGUUCUGCACUUCUUAAGUUCUCAGGACUGGAGCUUUUAUGUUGAUUAUUCUGUGAUGACCUACAACCUUAAAUUAAUGCCAAACUGUUAUGUACAAAGUUUCUUGUUGGUCACUGAUGAAGCAAAGGCCUAGUGUAUGUCGAUCACUGCGUUUGUUUUCUUA